UCAGUGGCAGCAUUUCUCUUCACUGCAGAGGCAGCUACAUUCUCUUCUCCAGGAUGUCGGGCCUUCUGACCAGCUCUGUUCUACUCAUCUUCUCCCUAAUGCUGUUCCAGAUCCACACACUAGAGGCAAAGCCUCUCUCCGCCAUGUAUGGGGGCGGUCGCAACUUCGACAGCCAGGCAGGUGGAGUACGUCUUCGAAGAGACCUCCGCGAUUCAGUACCCUACGAGGCCCAGAUGAUGUCAUAUCCUGGAGCUGACUUCAAGGGUCGGAGCAAUGAUCUGUACUACCAACCAGAGGCCUUGAGAGCUCAAGGUCUCGGACAAGCCCUCCAGCGAUUGAUGGAAAACGACCAGAGGCGGGAACAGGAAGCAGCUUAUCUUGCUUCAUUGAUGCGUUUCCUUAACGAGGCCCAGGAUAACGGCCAGGAGGAUGAAGGGGAUUUCCAGGGACCAUACCCUGCAGACUAUGAUGAGACUGAGCAGGCUGUGAGCAUGGCUAAGCCCCAGGCAUCAUGGCAAGGCCUUCUGGAUCCUCAGCUUACUCAGGCCCUACUCAACCGCUACAAGCAGGAGAGACUGAUGCAGGCUGGAAUUGCUUCAACCGGCAACAGGAUUCCUGAGAGACAGCAGGAUAAAGAUCAAGAGAUGCUUAGAUACCUCGUUGAGAAAAUCCUCUCCAGUUUGGCAUCUGGUGGAAACCAGGCAGCCCCUUCAAACCAGCGUGCUAAACGAGACCUGGGAGCCGUUGCCAGCAUGGAGAGAACCGGAGGCUCCGUCCUAAAACGAGCUCGGCGCUUCCUGGACUCCGUCCCCGUACCCUCCCCCCAGGCCGAGGCCUCGCUGUUGAGGGUGAAAAGGCUUGACGAUGACCUCGAUGAUGAAGGGGUCAUAGCACAGAGCAACAGAACGCCACACGUCGGCCUACAGAGGAUGAAACGCAUAGACACUGACCUGCCACCCCCUAAAAAACACAGCCGCAUACGCAGAGCACUGACCUAUGACCCCAAUCUGAUUGCACAGCACAUUCUGCAGUACAUACCAGCCUAAAGAGUGCAAGUGAAAAAGAAGGGGAAAUGUGGGUUAAAAAUAGGGGGAAAUAUAAAUAAACACACAUAGGCAGAAAGAGAUUUUCCAAUGGGGACUGCCAAAUUUCACUUGCUCAAUGAUAUGUCAGCACUCAUUGUCAUCUGCCAACGUCUAAUCAGGCCUGCUUGCCAAGGUACCAAUGUUAAUCUGUUUUGAUGUUACACUAUAAUAAAUUCCACACACAUGGUAGCUUAUCUAAUAUGCUUAUUGUUUUCUUGCAGCAUAUUGUUCAAGCAUAUUCUUACCUUAUUAGAUAAUUAAUUGGAUGAUUUAAAUGAUUAAAUUAGAUGUUGCUGUAUUUGUCGCAAUCAACAGGAAUAAGGUCACACUAACCUUUACAUCAUGGUGGGUACAGAUUCUUCACUCUGUUGUGAUCAUGCUACAGCUAUAAAUAAAAAAUAUUUUUGGGGGACUAUGCAGUAGGUAACUGUAUAACUGAUAAGCUCCGAAAAUUGGUCCUUGAAAAACCAAAACCACAGAUCGACCAAGGAAAUAUGAGGAAAAUUUCUCCUCCUGCAGUCACGUUUCAUGAGCUCCAUCUGCCUUGCACAGUGGCCCCAAAAAGUACUUGGACACUUAAGUCGCGCUUAAAAAUUUAUGAAUGUCAUUUCUUUAGGUACAAAUGAAUCAAAGCUCAUUUGUCAAGCAAAACAUUUGACAAAAAGAAGUUUGUUAGGUCUUUAAAACAAUAGAUAUAGUGUUCAAAAUGGAAACGAAAAGUUUUUUAACACUUUCUGUUUGUCAAACAUUAGUUAAACAUGUUCAUAGUUAAUGUGAUGAGCUAUUGCAAGCCCUUUCGACAUUUAAUCACAUGCAGAAUUCUAUAUUCAAUAGUAAAAAUGCUAAUUCUUGAUAUUAGUAAAUACAGUUGAAUUAGUACAAAUGUUAAUUCUUGAUAAAAAUUAUGUCAUUACUCACAGAAAUACAUAUUAUUACAAAUGUACUUUUAACUAGUAAAAAGAUAAUUACUGAUUUCUGUACCUGCACUUUCACUAGUAGAAUUUCACAAUUAUCUGUCAUCCACUCCUGCGCAAAAAGCAAUUACAGAUAUCUAUAAUUCAUUUCUUACUUGUUGAAAUUCCAAUUUCACAUAUCAGCUAUGUUUUUCUUACUAAUAAAAAUAUAUAUUUUUCAUUAUCAAUAAUAAAAAUGUGGUAAAAAUAUCCAUUCCUGAUGUCUAAAUAACUGGAAUAAAAAUAUCUGUAAAUGUAUUUUAACAUGUUUGAUUUGGUAUUUAAGAUAUCUGGGAAUAAAUGUGAAAUAUCAAUAAACUGAAGAUUCAUUAAAGAUAUCUUAAAAAACUUUCUUACUAGUUACAAUAACAUAGUAGCUAGUGAAAAUCAAAUUACCGAUGUUAAAAAUGAGCAUUUUUAGUUUUUAGUUGUUGAUAUCAGGAAUGGAAAUUUGCACUAGAAACAAUGAAAUAAUUGAUAGCAUAAAUUAUCAUUUUUGAUAGCAAGUAGUAUAUUGUUGAUUUGUGAAACUGAAAUUUCAACAAGUAAAAAUUAUUAUAGAUAUCUGUAAUUGUGUUUUGAACAGGAGUGACAGAUGAUUGUGAAAUUUUACUAAUGAAACUGCAGUUACAGAUAUUGAUAUUGGCUUGCGAUGGAUAAACUAAACCUGUGGUUACCCUGCACGGACACUUGUGUAAACUAACUUUAUACAUCCACUAAAAAUUUGCAAGUUAUUUCAUACAUUCAUAAAUUCCAAAUAUGUUUUGAGGCCACUAUAAGUGAACUUCACAGCUUUUGUUUUUCAUUAGUUCCCAAAGAAAAUAAUCUAUUUGGAAACAAAUGAUUGAGAAAAAACUUUCUGAAAUGCGUUUCUUUAUUCCAACAUUAUUAUUAUUAUUAUUAUUGCAUUAAAUAACUGAUACAUUCAGAACUGUUAGAGGACCAUUUCAAAUGGCACAAGACAUCAAAACAGCUGCUUUAUCGAACAAUAAGCAGCACUAUAUACUGUUAACCUUAUAAGAGCCAAUUAUAAUUUUUAAAUUGAGUUUCCUGUCUUCUCUUUUCUCUGUUUGGUUGUCUAAAAUCGUGUGUCAUUACAGUAAUGAGUGUCUUAUCCAUGCUCAAUGGACUGUGUUUUUUUCCUCUUGGUUUAACCAAUGAAACAUGAUAUCUGGAUGUCUGAUUCUAACUGAUCUCUUUCUCCCAACUUUUUCCCCUUUGGGGUUGUAAUCUGACUACUAUUAAUUUGUGAAGGAAAUUGUUGUUCUGAGUAUAUAAAUGCUUUUUCGAUAUUUAUGCCAUCAUAAAAUCUUGUACAAAAAUACUUGAAUCUGUACAGCAAGUUUUGUCAAGCAACAAAAUCCCCGUAAGUGCUAAUAAAGUGAAUGUGAACACCCA
Molecule: messenger RNA, 3436 nt
Organism: Myxocyprinus asiaticus (Chinese sucker)
Lineage: Eukaryota; Metazoa; Chordata; Actinopteri; Cypriniformes; Catostomidae
Gene: pcsk1nl
Product: proprotein convertase subtilisin/kexin type 1 inhibitor, like
Exons: 3
Coding region: 54-1046 (330 amino acids)
Biological process (GO): negative regulation of endopeptidase activity
Molecular function (GO): endopeptidase inhibitor activity
Source: RefSeq, a predicted model, not a curated record